Messenger RNA from Ruditapes philippinarum (Manila clam), 442 nucleotides. RefSeq lists its product as uncharacterized. Lineage: Eukaryota; Metazoa; Mollusca; Bivalvia; Venerida; Veneridae. The record is from RefSeq and is a predicted model, not a curated record.
UGGUCGUCAUUGCAACGUGUUUUACCUCUGUCACAGCGUUCACGGAUGAUUCUUGUAGCUCGAAGGUGAUUGGUCAGAAAGAGAACGCUUGCUUUGCGCAUUACAAUCUCACAGAAGCCUUUAUGUUUGGACUUCCUCAGCCCGCACAUUUGACCCUGUUUACACACAGCAUGUACAACUUAUGCCGAAAUAUUGUUAACUUGACAUCAUGUUUAGAAGAUGCGAUGACGACAUGUGGUGAUCCAUAUUUUGAUUUUAGCUCAUACAGCAAUACAAUCAACAAAAUUUGUAAUCAUAGAAACCUAUUUUAUGCUGCAGAGGCACAUUGUGAAAUGAUAGACACACUACAGACAUGUAUAGGACAGUACAACACUGACAUUCAGAAUUUAAAAUAUCACAUCUAUUUAAACAGGUCUGAAAUACCACUAUCAGAUAUGUGCAC